Messenger RNA from Salvia splendens (bonfire salvia), 991 nucleotides. RefSeq lists its product as uncharacterized. The transcript is spliced from 8 exons. NCBI's taxonomy places the organism in Eukaryota, Viridiplantae, Streptophyta, Magnoliopsida, Lamiales, Lamiaceae. The record is from RefSeq and is a predicted model, not a curated record. The coding region runs from base 87 to 860 and encodes 257 amino acids.
UUGUGAAUUUGGUCUAUAAAUAGCGAAACUAUUUGACCCCUUUCUGUUAGACCGUUCGAAAAUUUCUGAAGGCUGUCGAGAACUUCAUGGCGGGAAGCGAUUCACAGAAGCCUCUCCUAACUUUGAUUCGCGAUUUCACCUCAGAAAAAUCUCAAGGAGAGCGAAGAAUUGUGAAUCAGAAGAAACGAAUCGAAGAACUAAGAUCUGAGCUGGAUGCAGCAAACGCGGAGCUUGUAGAGGCGAAGCGUGACAGAGAGAACACGGAUCGAGAGCUCAAAGGCCAUGAAGUAGAAUUAUCCAUGAACGAGGCUUCGCUUCAAGCGUUAGAGGCCAGGAAUGCUCUCAUUAACUCUGAUGUAUCAGCACUUGGUGGAAAAUUGGCAGAACUCAAGAGUGAAGAGAACUCCCUGCGGGAUGGUUUUAUUGCAAGAAUGCUUGAGCUAAAUGCAGAGAUAAGGAAAUUUCAAGAGUUUAUAGUUUCCUCUUCUUAUGUGGAUAAAUCUGCUCAGGCUACUCCUACCGGAGAAGCAGGACCAUUAAUCACACACAAGCAAGAUGGCGAACAAGCCAGAUUGGCUCUUAAGAAUGAACUUGCGCAAAUGGUGUUGCAUAGUGACCAGGAGGAACAACAGUACAAAGCUGAAAAAGAGAUGUGCAGCAUGCUCCAAGAAGAGCUUAGUAAUUUGAAAAGAAAAGCAAUGCUUCUGGAGUCAGUUAUAAAAGAAAGCAUGGAGCUGCAGGAGUUGAGCAAAUAUCCUUUAAGUUUUGUCUGUUGUUUAUUGACAUGGUUGGUGAUCACCGAAUCAGAAAACGGAACCAGACCCUGUGGCCUAUAUCCUGCGUUAAUCAAAGCCUUUUAACACAUUAACAGAUUCAAUUAAUGGGGUUAGAUUCAACCAACUCAGGUUUAAUGUAGUCAAGUUUGGAAAUUCUUACAGAGGAAACAAAGAUUAAUCUCUUCGCUUCUAGAAAUACCACACAAAAAUUGAUG